This is a messenger RNA of Pygocentrus nattereri (red-bellied piranha), 1858 nucleotides long. Its product is annotated as cytotoxic and regulatory T-cell molecule-like. The transcript has 9 exons. Bases 232 to 1185 code for a protein of 317 amino acids. Lineage: Eukaryota; Metazoa; Chordata; Actinopteri; Characiformes; Serrasalmidae. The record is from RefSeq and is a predicted model, not a curated record.
UGAAGCUCUUGCAUUGAGGACCAUUCUGUACGUACAGAACACACACAGAUUUUCUGCUGUUGGACUCGCCCGAUGUUGGACUCUUAGUUUCUGUUUAUCAGCCCUCAGUGAUGGAAACUGUCCAGCCGACUCUUCAGUCGUGGGUCGGCCUCCUGCACAAACAGUGAUGCUGCAGUUCUAGAUUUUUGAGAUAAGACAGACUCGCACCUCCGUCUCUUUGACGCGCUCAGCAUGGGACCCUGGCUGCUGCUCCUCUGUUGUGCUUGGACUUUGAAAUCAUCUCUCUCGUCUGUGCUGUGGCAGACUCCUGGGACUGUGUGGGUCCCUGUUGGAGAAGCGUUUACAUUACAGUGCAUACACGAGAUGAAGGUUCAGUACUGCUAUUCAACUACAAGCUGGCAUAAAGUCAGUAAAAGAACUGGACGGCUGAAUGAGAUCAGACCUGAGCUCAACAUGAAACAAACUGACACUAAAGUUUGCACUCUGACCAUCCCUAACGCCACCCUGCAGGACUCGGGCAUGUACCACUGCACCGGUUUAUAUAAUAAAAUAGUUCUGGUUGGAAAUGGCACCAGAGUCAUCGUCACCGAUCCUGGUCCACUGAGUCCCUCCAUCAUCAUGUAUUCUCCUCUGGACGUGUCCGGCCCCAUCGUCCCCCUGCAGUGUUUGGUUAUGGGAGCUGUUCCCUCUCAGGUUCAGGUCGUCUGGAUCAUUGACCACAGUGAGCGCUCGGGAUGGACGGAGUCGAGCUGGACAGACAACAGUGACACGGCCGUGGAGCACACUCGAGCUCACAUCACGCUUUCUGAGGACCAGUGGACAGAAGCAGCCCGGAUUGAGUGCCUCGUCAAGUUUGAUGGCACAAAUAUCUCGAAAUCUCUGGUACCUGGAGGUAACACUGCCGGCGUGUGCUCCUGGCUGCUGUACCUGGGCUUUGGGGCUGUGUUCCUCACCGUCGCUGUCACCGCCACUGUCGCUCUUUGUUUACGCAGAGAGAGGCGGAAGGACACUGCAGCUAAAGGGUACUGUGGCAGGAAUACUCACAGCAAACAACAGAAACAUGGGAAGAGAGACACACUCAGGCCAGCUACAGAGAGACCACCCAGGACAGAAGUGGAGUACUCCUGUUUGAACCCCGACAGCUUAAACCAGCAUCUAAACUCAGCUCAGACAGAAUUACAGUGACAAAGCCGUAACUGUAGGUUGUUUCUAGAUACGCAGUAAACACGGUGACAGUGGCAAUCAAGUUCUUAUGUAGCAAAACUGGGAUGCCGUCUUUUAAAGUGAAACUACAUUUAAUCUAAUCCAUGCAUAGUUCUUCUCACGCUGAGAUUCUUGUUUCUAGACAUUGACUGACUUGUUUAAAAUGAUUUCAUCGAGUAAAAUCUCACAAUAUCAGCAGAUAAUUUUGCUUGUGUUACAACCGCCGGCUGUAGUUACUUUUCUGUCUUUCUGGGGCCGUUUUCUGUUUUCCCAUGAUGUGCAGGUCUGUGAUUGACCUCAGGGGGGUGCACUUGGGGAGACUUUCAGAGCCAGAGAACUUGUGGAGAGGAGAAGGUCCGCUCUGCAAUGUCUUCCUGUUUUCUCAGACGCUAGAGGGCGCUCCCGAGCCAGUCCAGAAUGAGUGGGUUGAUAUGGAGCAUCUGAGUAAAAUCAUUUUUAAUGUAAAAGAAUGGAAUCAUUUCCUGACACAGAGCAGCACAAAGCAUUUUAAAACCACUGUUAUAUUUUUAGAGCUUUUAAAUUGCGCAGACAGCCAAUGAGCUGCUCCGCUCGCCCAUCAAUCAUCACGCUCCAGCAGUAAACCCCGCCUCCUGCUGCCCAAAACCUGUUUGCUGUAAAAAAAAAAAAAAAAAAA